CGGGUUGCGACUCUUCGUUUUCGUGAGAGAGAAACCUUCGGGCAAAAAACAAUCGGAGCUAAAACACAGUCGGCGAGACGCAUAGUACUGCAGAUCGAGGACGAUGAGAACACUGCGUCACAAAAUAACUGAAGAAGAAAUGUGUGGAUUUCACAGAGAUUGAUUCAGAUUUCAUUUGUACAGUUGGAAUCUGUGAGGCUUCAACCAUGUCUGUUGAUCCCACUUUCAUCGACGAGGAUGCUUCCUCAGGCUCGGGCGAGGAUGUGAAUUUGUUAGAUGGACACAGUAAGCGUCAGUCUACGACACCACGUUCUGGUCGUCGCAAGAGAAGCCGUAAGGCUGCCGGCGAUGCUAUAGUAGAUGCUAUGCUAGAAAUAGCAGCAGCUUCAAAAAUGAGGGCAGCUGCAAUUAUGAAGAAUGAGGAGCAGUUUUCUAUAAGCAAGUGCAUAAAACUAUUGGAUGAUAUGCAAGAUACAUCAACCAGCAUGGAAGACUUCGACCUAGAAUUGGACAGGAUGGAAUUAGUUGCAGCUGUGGCUGGUUACCACUAUUAUAAUAGUUUAACUAGGCAGCGUUGUCGUAGUAUGUCACCUGUAGGACCUGGAUUUAUGACAAAACUACUGAAUGGUGAUGACAAUUUAUGCCGGGAAAUGCUUAGGAUGGAUAAACAUGUUUUUCACAAGUUAUGUGGCACUCUUCGACAGAGGGCCAUGCUACGUGACACAGCUGGUGUGAUGAUUGAGGAGCAGCUGGCUAUUUUCUUGAACAUUGUUGGUCACAAUGAGCGUAACAGAGUAAUCCAAGAACGCUUUCAGCACUCGGGUGAAACAAUAAGCAGGCAUUUCAAUAAUGUAUUGAAGGCAAUUAAGUCAUUGUCACGUGAGCUCCUUCAAUCACCACCACUAGCUACCUCUCCACAGAUCCUCGGAAGUAACAGAUUUUACCCGUACUUUAAGGAUUGCAUUGGAGUGAUAGAUGGCAUGCACAUCCCUGCACAUGUACCAGCCAAAGAUCAAUCUAGGUUUCGUAAUAAAAAAGGUAUUCUAUCACAAAAUGUGUUGGCAGCUUGCACAUUUGACCUCCAGUUUAUAUUCAUUUAUCCUGGAUGGGAAGGCUCAGCUGAGGAUUCACGUGUGUUACGAGCUGUCCUUGAUGAUCCGGAUCAGAAUUUCCCUCAGAUUCCUGAAGGAAAAUACUAUCUUGUUGAUCCAGGCUACUCAAAUAGGGAUGGAUUUAUUGCUCCAUUUCAAGGAGUUCGGUACGACCUCCACGAAUACAGGGGUGUCAAUCAGUUACCAAGAAAUGCAAAGGAGCUGUUUAAUCACCGUCACUCCUCUUUAAGAAAUGCCAUCCAGAAGUCUUUUAAUGUGUUAAAAAUGCGAUUUCCAAUUCUCAAGCUUGCUCCUCAAUAUGCUUUCCACACUCAAAGAGACAUUGUUAUAGCAGCGUGUGUAAUACAUAAUCACAUCCGACGCGAGGAGAGAAAUGAUUUGCUGUUUAACAGUGUUGAAGGAGGCACAGUUGACGAUGGUUUGCCUGAUUUGGAUGAUCAACCUGAUAUGCUUUUGGCUGCCUCUAUACAAGAACAGAUUGCAUCGUCAUUAAGGGACUCGAUUACUGCAGCAAUGUGGAAUGACUUUGUGCAUAAGUGGGAUGAGUGGUGAGUGGUGAGUGGUAGAUGGUAGUUAGCAGCAAUGAGGUUCUUGUAAAGGUUCUUUUGAUGUUUAUUUUUUCUGGCUAUUAGUUACUGAGCGGGUAAUUGUGUUAUGAAUUGUUUAAUUUUGUGUUUAGCACUGGGACAGGAUAGAUAUGCCUGACAGUUGUGGAAAACUCAUAGUACUACUUGGUGGGGAGAAUAGUAGAUAGCAUUUUGGUGACUUAACCUGUAUCUGUCGAUCUGUUUUGUGCUAGAACUGUAAUGACAUAGCGUACUGACGUUACUGGGCUCUUGAGUAUUGUAAUGCUGAUUUGUUCUAAUACAUCACUAGCUAUUCAACAUUCU
This is a messenger RNA of Ilex paraguariensis (yerba mate), 2002 nucleotides long. The record is from the annotation of a GenBank genome assembly. NCBI's taxonomy places the organism in Eukaryota, Viridiplantae, Streptophyta, Magnoliopsida, Aquifoliales, Aquifoliaceae.